AUGGCUCGAAAGAAAUCGCAAGUGCACGUAACGGACAAUUUUGAAUGCGAGGAAGAAAGAGGUCGUACUGUACUCAGAAUGGUUGGGAGAGCUAUUCAGGUUGGCACAAAAAUCCCUUUACAGUGGCAUACAACUCGGAGAAUCCCUAUCGGUGUUCAUAGAGGUCAUUUCUCCACCUACAUUGGUGUAGUUGUCCGUGAAAAAGUGAGCAUCACCUACAGAAAGUGGUCAGACCUGCCAAAAGCACUUCUUGAUGAUUUGUAUGACAAUAUUUCGUACCUGAAAGAUGGAACAAUCAAUGAUUCUCCACCAUUGAAAUAUCCUUUCAUAUCUAAAGAUGAUUGGGAAAAAUUCAUUCAGGCUUGUAAUUCUAGGGACUUCAAGAAAUUGAGUGAAAGAAAUCGUGAAAGUUCGAAGAAGAGGACCUCAAAAUAUCGAGGUGGGAGACUUGGCUAUCAAUAUUUUGAAGAAACAAUUGAAAAAGAGCUGGAGAAGCAAGGAGUACAUGUUUCAUACGUGCCUCGGCAUUUGACUUGGAUUAAAGCUCAUUCUCAUGUGAAGAAUGAAGUUUUAGCUUUUGAUAAUCCUGCAGAUAAGGAAAUCCAUGAUGCAAUAAUUAAGUUGGAGACGCAAGUUCAAAAAGGUGAAAUACAUGUUACUGGUAGAGAUGACAUCUUAGCAAGAGCGUUGGACAAGCCAAAACGGGGUGGUUCUGUUAGGGGUGUUGGAUCUGGAGUAACUAACACAGAGUACUUUGGGUUCAACAAACCACCUGCACCUAGCGAAGUCAAUGCUAAAAUGAAUGCGAUGAACUCAAAGAUGGCAUCUAUGAUGAAGCAGCAGAAUUUUAUAGUGUCAUUCAUGAUGUCAUGCUUGAACCAAGAGCAAUUGAGAGCAUUCAUGGCUGGUGGUGCUCAGCAAGGUGUUUUUGGUGGUGACACUGACACUACAGGUUUAGGUGGUCUGCUUGGUGUUUCUGGUAAUAAUUUCUGUUUUGGUGGCGACUCCAAUGGUUCUAAAAACCAAGGGGCAGGUGGUAUUGUGUUCGAUGAUGCUCAUAUAGACAACACUUUUGGUCAUGAGAUCCCAUUGACACAACUCUUAAUUGGAGGUAUGGAACGCCAUAAUGGUAAAGGGCCACAAUUUAGACACGAUUCACCAGGGGAUAAAUCUCAUGAAGGGGCCUACUAUGCACAUGAAAUUGAGUCAAAUACAGAAGCUCAUCAUACAAACAGCCCUAUUGUGCAUCAGCCUCAUCUUCAGAACCUUGAGACAGAGCCAUAUCGUGUCCAAUGGCCUGAGGUGAACCAUAUCGAUCAAUCUGCACAUACCACAACCCCCGCACAGCUAAGUCAAGUAGUGGACAUCAUUAGCACCCAUACAUUUCCCGAGGGAUGGAGUGACUGUUGCUUGGCAAUUGAGGGAAGCGACAAAUCUCUACAAGUUGUUGCUAACGGAAAAGUCCUCAUAGAAAGCAGCACCGAAGUUCUUGGCAAUCAUAACACAUUGUUGCCCCCUGGUCAUCGUUGAGUCACCAUUACAGAAGAUAUUGUGCCAACUGCUCCUCUGCCAUGCCCAAACGAUGAAUUGCUUUUUGUAUGUCAUGCUAAGAGAUCUUAUACAGCUUGGCCUAAUCAUUUGAUUUUCCCCAAAAAGGUAGUAUUCUUCCUUGUUUUUAAGCUUCUGUCCGCUACUGUCUUUAAGCUUCUUCAUAUUUUUUUCUUUAAGCUACUGACUGCUGUGGCAGCGGCAGCAGCCCUGCCUGCAGCGGUAGCAGCUUGGUUUUUCGGUUCCUAUGCCCUCUUAGUUUUUGAUAAAGAAGUUGAUGUGACCACACCAUCCCCACAAUCUACAUCCUCCCACGCAUCAACAACUCGUAAGUAUGUUAUUACCGACAAGGAUCGUGAGAAGGUGACAUCUACUUUGAUGCGUGUUAUGAGAAAAAAAGCUAUGGGGAUGCAAAAGACUGGCGAUACCAUCUCUAUCACUAUUCCAGAGAGCAUGUUUCUUAAUGAAAAUGGGUUAAAUGUUUCACUUGAUUACGAAGACUUGCUUGAUUGGUGUUUCCAAAGGGAGGUUGGAGAAUCGCAAAUGAAUAUAUUCAUGAAGAUCUUGAAAGAACAUUGUCACAAAGAAGGUAUCUCGGGAAUGUAUGGGUUUUGUGACUCUAAUGUUCUAUUGCCUUUGACACCAACGACAAACGAGCAAGUUCGAUCUAACUAUCUAGCUCGUGUUUUUGGGUGCAAUGAGGGGAAGAACUAUAAUCAGCUAUUCUUUGCUCCUUUUAAUGACAAUAUGCAUUAGACGUUAGCUGUUAUUAGUCCGUGGAAUGGGUUGGUGUAUUGGCUAGAUCCACUUGGAGCAGAAAAUAAAAUCAACUCAUUCGCUGAAAAGAUCAUCACUGAAGGAAUCAAACAAUUCAGCUCGGUCCAUCGGAAGGACAUCAAGAAAAUAAAAAAGAAUGCAUAUAUUAGGUGGGAGCAACCACAAUGUCCUCGUCAACCAGCAUACACCAAGUAUUGUGGAUACUUUGUUUGUCGAUAUAUGCUAGAUAUUGUGCAGAAAAGAGUGUUAUGGGUUUCCAAGCAAGUU
Chenopodium quinoa (quinoa) is the source of this 2592-nucleotide messenger RNA. RefSeq lists its product as uncharacterized. The transcript has 11 exons. The coding region runs from base 1 to 1530 and encodes 509 amino acids. Lineage: Eukaryota; Viridiplantae; Streptophyta; Magnoliopsida; Caryophyllales; Amaranthaceae. The record is from RefSeq and is a predicted model, not a curated record.